Molecule: messenger RNA, 1753 nt
Organism: Onychomys torridus (southern grasshopper mouse)
Lineage: Eukaryota; Metazoa; Chordata; Mammalia; Rodentia; Cricetidae
Gene: Abo
Product: ABO, alpha 1-3-N-acetylgalactosaminyltransferase and alpha 1-3-galactosyltransferase
Biological process (GO): carbohydrate metabolic process
Cellular component (GO): Golgi apparatus; vesicle; membrane
Molecular function (GO): glycoprotein-fucosylgalactoside alpha-N-acetylgalactosaminyltransferase activity
Source: RefSeq, a predicted model, not a curated record
CCCCAGGCUAAUGGUCUGGACCACACAGGCCAGGAGGGGCGGGGCUUCCCGGCACCAACACCAGCCUUUGGGCGCGGGGGACCUUGGCUUCGGUCCACGGAACUGUUGUCUUUAGGAAGUUCGGGGAGUAGGAGGGUCUGUGUUCCGGGGCGUGUUCCUCCCUGCCAGCAUCCUUCGGGCAGGCGUUGAUCGCUGAUGCUGCGGUGGUGGGCGGCAGGAGCUGGAGCAGGUGCCGUGGAGCGAUGGCAAAGCUGCGGUUGGGAAGACCAAAAUGCUACUCACUUCACCUCGGAAUCCUUCCCCUCACAGUGCUUGCCUUGGUCUUCUUUGGCUAUGGAUUCCCGAGCCACAGAAGCCAGGAAUUGGGAGACUCAGAAGCCGUGACUAGUAGGAAAGAUGUUCUUGUCCUGACCCCAUGGCUGGCUCCCAUCAUCUGGGAGGGGACCUUCAACAUCGCCAUACUGAAUGAGCAGUUCAGGCCUCAGAACACCACAGUUGGACUGACUGUGUUUGCCAUCAAAAAGUAUGUGGUGUUCCUGAAGCUUUUCCUGGAGACGGCCGAGCAGCACUUCAUGGUGGGGCACAAGGUCACCUACUAUGUCUUCACUGACCGUCCAGCUGACGUGCCACAGGUGCCCCUGGGUGCAGGACGAAAGCUGGUGGUGCUAACUGUGCACAGCUACACCCGCUGGCAGGAUGUGUCCAUGCACAGGAUGGAGAUGAUCAGCCACUUCUCUGAGCGACGCUUUCUGCAUGAGGUGGAUUACCUGGUGUGUGCAGAUGUGGACAUGAAGUUCAGUGACCACGUGGGUGUGGAGAUUCUCACAGCACUCUUUGGUACCCUGCAUCCUGGCUUCUACAGGAGCAGCCGAGAGGCCUUUACCUAUGAGCGCCGGCCACAGUCCCAGGCCUACAUCCCCCUGGAUGAGGGUGACUUUUACUACAUGGGAGCCUUCUUUGGGGGGUCAGUGUUGGAGGUGCACCAUCUCACCAAGGCCUGCCAUGAGGCUAUGGUGCAGGACCAGGCCAAUGGCAUAGAGGCUGUGUGGCAUGAUGAGAGCCAUCUGAACAAGUACCUGCUAUAUCACAAGCCUACAAAGGUGUUGUCCCCAGAGUAUGUGUGGGACCAGCAGCUGCUGGGCUGGCCCUCCAUCAUGAAGAAGCUGAGAUAUGUGGCUGUGCCCAAGAACCAUCAGGCAAUCAGGAAUCUAUAGCUCAAAUCCUAUUGGAGAGGCCAGACCUAUAUCCAGGGGCACUCCAGGCUGUGUGGAACUGGAAGGAUUUGAGAGACAUUGGUAUCACCCUUCAGCAGCCCUGGUACCAACCACUUGGCUCAUCACACACUAAGCCCCUGGAUUACUCCACCUCCAGCUCCUACUGUGUCCCUAUGCUCCUUCUAUUCAAUGAGAUGGUAGCCAGAGCCUUCAGAACAUGGGGAAACUCUGUUAUGCAGUUUCCUGAAGGCCUGAGCAACCUUACUCAGCUUGUCCCUUCCUCUGCUGGGAGGCUUGACAGAUGGCCAGUGCCCUUAGGAAUAGAAUAGGCAGGAGGGCAGGGAGAGUCACAGCCUGCAGGCCUCAGGGGUGCUUAGCUCCUGUUUAGCCCAGCUGGCAGACCAUCACUCUGUGACCUUUGCUCAUUUUUGGUUUAUUUGGGAAUACCUGGUUAUCCAUCCUGGGAAUAAGUGUAUUUCUAGGUGAUAUAGAAAGUUUUAAAUUUUCUUUUAAAUUUUUUAGUAAAUUUAUUUAUGUAU